GGCCAUCACUCCCAAGCGGGGUAGGAAGGGAGGAAUUGGGGAUAAGGCAGGCAUGCCCAUAUAGUGUAUCCUUACCGUCAGGGGCUGACUACCCUUCCCGUCCAAUGUACCUGUUCCCCCAACCUGCUUGAAAUCCUCUGACAUAACGCUGCCACGCUUUUCAUCAUCCCAGCAACAUCCACAAGACAUCUCGGACUCGCUUAGCGCGACAUCUUUUCCCGAUGACGAAUUGAUCCUUACCUACAGGAUUCGCUUGCUAUGCGUGCUCCGUGCCGAGGCAUUCUUCCUCGCAGAAACAUGGUUAACGAUAUGAUAGUCGCGAGCAAGUCAAAAAGCGACAACGCGAAGACGUCGCGAUUAACGCUGAACAAGCGCCGUUACCGGGCCCGGCAGAAAGAAUACGUCUCCGAUCUCGAGCGCAAGAUCACAGAGGCCCGCGAGCAGGGAAUAUCUGCGACUAUAGAAGUGCAGUUGGCAGCACGCAAGGUCAUCGCGGAGAACGAACGCUUGAGGGAGCUUCUCCUCCUUACCGGCUUCGACAGCUCCGAGGUUGAGCUAUGGGCUAAAGAGGAGAAGCCCGGAUAUGAUCCUCAUGGCUCAAGCAGCGAGCCCUGCCUGCGGGUUAUGCGGAAAGCCCAGAUGUUUGCAGCUUCAAUGUCAGUAUCGCAUUCCAGAGAAGAUCCAGACACCGCGAACAGGACAGCACUCCCUUGUCCCAAUCAUGGUGAACCCCUAAACGACCAUGGAGAACAAUCGAGUGAUCUGGCCGACGUUGCGCCAAAAACAACGACCACUUUACCGCCUGUCAAUGCCAUGGGCUCUUCUUCCCACUCCAGCUCUUCAGCAUGCUCGCAUUCUGAAUCACGUGGAGGAGGUCCACCAACUUGCACGUCAGCACCCACGGCGUAUGCUUCCUGCAAAGCGAAACAACUUGGUCCCUGUAAACUUGUAUCGCGCCUGGCUGAGAAUCCAAUGGCAGAUCUCACCCAGAUCGCUGUCGCCCCAACGUCUGGCGGUACAGCUCCGAGAGAGACAGAGGAUGACGGUGGUGGCGUCGAAUGUGGCAAGGCCUACACGCUGCUCAUGCGUUAUGCAACGUCGGAAGAGAAAAUAGAGAGUGUAGCUCGAGCCCUGGAAGGCGGUUGCACCUCAACUGAGGGCGGCGGAUGUGCGGUCAAGAAGGACACUAUCUGGAAGGCCUUGGAUGAACUUUGCGGCUGAUUGGUUUAAGGCGGAUGGUGCCGUCCUUCCCACAGUUAACGAUCUCGCGGGUUCUGGUUUCCAAGGUGCACUAAAAGUGCGCUUGGAGGGCAAAGUAAGGUGUCAUCUAUGUACCAUAUUCGAGAUGGCAAUUGAUAGGGGGGCAUGACGAAUUGAUACGCGGGCAUGACCCUUAGGGGGGCAUGACUUUUCGGGCCUCUGA
Microdochium trichocladiopsis is the source of this 1423-nucleotide messenger RNA. RefSeq lists its product as uncharacterized. The transcript has 2 exons. The record is from RefSeq and is a predicted model, not a curated record. NCBI's taxonomy places the organism in Eukaryota, Fungi, Ascomycota, Sordariomycetes, Xylariales, Microdochiaceae. The coding region runs from base 259 to 1221 and encodes 320 amino acids.